CUGCGCACCACCCAACCACUUCCUUUCUACACAACCAUCAUGGGCGGAUCACGCGGCGACGACCUCCUCGCAAAGGCGGAGAAGAAAGCUUCGUCCUCAACCGGCUGGUUCUCCUCCUCCUCCACUAAGUGGGAGGAGGCUGCUGACCUGUUCCAGCAGGCGGGCAACGCCUACAAGGUCGACGGGGCAUGGGCUCAGAGUGGCAAGGCGUUCGAGAAGGAGGCAGGGUGCCGGAUAAAGGCGGACGAGAAGAACGAUGCGAUGAAUGCGUUCCACAACGCCGCCAAGAGCUACAAGAAAGUGGAUCCGGCGGCCGCGGUCAACGCGCUCCAUCAGACUAUCAAGCUUGUGCUUGACGCUGGCAACUUCCGGCAAGCAGCGGACCGCGAGAAGGAGAUCGCGCAGAUCUACGCUCAGGACGGGCUUGACAUCGCGAAGGCGCGAGACAGCUACCAGCGCGCGGGCGACUGGUACAAGCAGGAGGACGCCAAUGCAACGGCAAACCAGUGCUACCAGAACGCGGCCGAGUUGAGUGCCGACCUCGGCGACUACCAGCGCGCCGUGCAGCUGUACACGACGGUGGCCGACUGGUCGCUCACAUCCCCAUUGACCAAGUACAGCGUCAAGGAGUACUGGCUGCGGGCGGUCAUGUGCAGCAUUGCGAUGGGUGACCUCGUGCUUGCGCAGCGCAACCUCAACGACUUUUCGCAGAAGGACCUCACCUUCCCCUCCACGCGCGAGGCCAAGUUCGCCAAGGAGCUCGUGGACGCGUGCGAGGAGGCCGACGUCGAGCGCUUCACCGCUGCCGUGUACCAGUACGACCAGGUCACCAAGCUCGACAACUGGAAGACCAAGAUUCUGUUGCACGUCAAGAAGGCGCUCGAGGAGGACGAGGGUGGUCUGACCUAGCCUGAUAGACUAGAGUAAUCACGAUGUAACUGUAUCGGGGUGUG
Messenger RNA from Cutaneotrichosporon oleaginosum, 953 nucleotides. RefSeq lists its product as uncharacterized. Gene Ontology annotation, molecular function: soluble NSF attachment protein activity; syntaxin binding. The record is from RefSeq and is a predicted model, not a curated record. NCBI's taxonomy places the organism in Eukaryota, Fungi, Basidiomycota, Tremellomycetes, Trichosporonales, Trichosporonaceae. Gene Ontology annotation, biological process: intracellular protein transport; SNARE complex disassembly. Gene Ontology annotation, cellular component: SNARE complex; vacuolar membrane.